AUGAUGUUCAUGAACAAAGAAUCCGACCCAAUCCUAUGUCGUACCUUCCCCACCUUCCUAGAUGGAGCCGCCCUGAUCUGGUUCUCCAACCUCCCUGAAGGCUCCAUUUCCAACUUCGAUGAGCUGGCCAACAAGUUCGUCAACCAUUUCGCAGCAUCCAAGAUAUACGUGCACAACUCCAACUACCUGAGCACUAUAAAGCAGGGGCCACAUGAAAGCUUGAAGGACUACAUAACCAAAAGUCCACCUUCACGCCUUAAAAAGCAGCCUCCGUCCUGGGAAAUUCCAAGACCAUACUACACUCCCCUCAACACCAAGAGAGAGGACAUCAUCAAAGACAUCCUGCAUUCAAAGCUCAUUAAGCCUCCAAACAGAGCUGGCACAUACCAAGACCAGCGAUACGUAGACAAAUCCAAAUACUGCACUUUCCAUCAGAAAUACAGACACAUAACAGAUGACUGCGUUAUAGCAAAGGACCUUCUCGAAAGGUUGGCCCGCCAAGGCCUAUUAGACAAGUAUAUUGAUACCCGAGGAAGAAAGCGAAAUACAGAAAACCUCGGCCAACAUUCCAAAACGACUGACAAUCCCCAAGAUAAAGGGAAAAAAGGCGGAGGAUGCACCAACUCGGCUAGGAAGAGAUCCUACCGGACUAUGAUGUCAGUGACGGGAUCAAGUUCGUCUCAAUCCAUCAACCCAGACAAACCAAGGAUCUCAUUCCUCCCCAAGGACUACAAGGCAAGCGAUCGCAACCUUGACGACCCAGUGGCCAUCUCUGCACAAGUUAGAGAGCCGUUGGUAAAGAAAGUCCUAAUGGACCCAGUGAGUAGUGCAUAUGUACUAUUCUACUCAACAUUUCAGAAAAUGAAGCUAAGUGACAAAGCCGUCCAACCAUCAUCCGGGAAACUGGUAGGUUUCUCAAGUGAGCGAGUUCCUAUCCGAGGUUAUAUCUGGUUACAAACUACACUUGGCAAUUACCCUGACUGUAAAACCAUAGACAUACAAUACUUAGUCAUUGAUUGCAAAAGUCCUUACAAUAUAAUUCUAGGAAGACCCUCAUUGAAUGCUUUCAAUGCUAUUAUUUCUACUGUGCAUUUGUGUGUUAAGUUUCUUUCGCAGGAUAACAAAGUAGUGAUAAUUCAUCGAGAUCAAAGAGAGGCCAAGAAGUGCUAUAAUGCCAGCCUAAAAAAUGAAUAUUCAAGACAACCUGAACAACAAUACGUCCAAGCAGUAUACAACUCAGAACAAUUACCCCAGUAG
Messenger RNA from Arachis ipaensis, 1257 nucleotides. RefSeq lists its product as uncharacterized. The record is from RefSeq and is a predicted model, not a curated record. NCBI's taxonomy places the organism in Eukaryota, Viridiplantae, Streptophyta, Magnoliopsida, Fabales, Fabaceae.